Messenger RNA from Rhinocladiella mackenziei CBS 650.93, 1833 nucleotides. RefSeq lists its product as uncharacterized. Gene Ontology annotation, biological process: nucleotide catabolic process. The transcript has a single exon. Gene Ontology annotation, cellular component: cytosol. The record is from RefSeq and is a predicted model, not a curated record. Bases 1 to 1833 code for a protein of 610 amino acids. Gene Ontology annotation, molecular function: hydrolase activity. Lineage: Eukaryota; Fungi; Ascomycota; Eurotiomycetes; Chaetothyriales; Herpotrichiellaceae.
AUGUUGCUGACCUCCCUUCUCACUCUCGCUGCUUUCCACCAGCCUGUUCGCUCCUGUGACGACCAUGAUUGGACUUCUCCCGUCCUCGGCGGGUAUGUCGACCAUGACCUGAUGAGACGACAUGACCUGGCCAAACGAAUCCAACCCGCUGCUCUUCCAACUCCUCCUCAGCCAAUCCGAGACUUGCACUGGGGUCAGAUCAAUUUUCUUCACACCACAGACACUCACGGCUGGUUGGCGGGUCAUUUGCUGGAUGAGAACUACAGCGCCGACUAUGGCGACUUUGCGGAUUUUGUGCAGAAGAUGAAAGCAAAGGCGGACGUCCUGGGAGUGGACCUGCUGCUGAUUGACUCGGGUGAUCUGCACGAUGGAACGGGCUUUGGCGACGCCACCACCCCCAACGGGAAACUCACACUGCCCAUAUUCCGAAAAUUGCCCUACGAUCUCUUAUCCGUCGGGAAUCACGAACUCUACACCACCGAAAUUGCCAACGACACCUACCGCAACUUUGCUCCUCACUGGGGCGGUCGCUACAUCACCUCCAAUGUGGAGUUCAAUGACACCGGAAAGCUCCGACCCUUUUCCGACCGAUAUGCGUACUGGAAGACCAAAUUCGGCAUCAGAAUCAUGUCAUUUGCCUUCAUCUUCAAUUUCACCGGUAACAGCAAUGCCACCGUCGUUACCCCGGUGGGGGAUGCGGUUAGACAACCUUGGUUUCAGCAGCAAGUCAAGCGAACCGAUAUCGACAUGUUCCUGGUGGCGGGACACAUCACUCUUCGCAACUCCACCGAAUGGAACUUAAUUUACGGUGCCAUUCGACAACAUCAUCCCACAACCCCAAUUCAAAUUUUCGGAGGCCACCGCCACGUCCGUGAUGCGGUGGUUUUUGAUUCGAACGCCGUGGGAAUCGCGUCAGGAAGAUAUUGUGAAACGGUGGGAUGGGUGUCGAUUAAUGGCCUGCCCCAAACUGUCACCCAAGCCCAAUCGCCUCAAGGCCGCGGGACCCCAAUCUCUCAAUCUCCUUCUCCGAUCCCCGGUGUCACCCCCAAUCGUCAAUCGCACUUGACUUAUUCUCGACAAUAUCUCGAUUUCAGCCGAUACAGUUUUGAAUUCCACACGUCGACUACCGAGAAAACAUUCAAUACCAGCCUCGGGGAAUCCAUCAGCAACAACAUCACCAAGUCUAUCGAUUCGAUUCCCGAGUUGACCGAGAAACUCGGCUGCUGCCCCAAUAACUAUUAUCUCACCCGGGUCCCGAUCAGUUCCAAUCAAAGUCUGUUCCACUACCUGACCACCGAAGUAUUCCCCAAAGUCGUAGUCGACCCACGACGCACCAACAUGUCCAGAAUCAUCCUGACCAACACUGGCGGUUUCCGCUACGAUCUGCUGGAAGGUCCCUUCACCAUCGACAACGCCUACCAGACCAACCCGUAUCAAAACUACUGGCUACGAAUGACAGCGCCAUGGUCCUCGGCCAAAAAUUUGCUUCGGAACAUGCAGACGGACAAAGUCUACAAGCGAGCCGUGAAUGAUACGACCCUCGUGAAAACGCUCGGAUAUGUGACCGAAGACGACUUGGGUUCCGACGGGGAUAAUAUCGUGCACAUCGACCAGGGAUACGCCGACACGCCUCACUACGUCCAAGCCAAUGUGUCCGUGUCGGAUAUCUCAGACAGCACUUUGGUGGAUGUCUACGCGACGAGUUUCUUCACCGAUGCCGCGGCCCAGUAUUUGGCCGGCAACACCUCGGACUGGGUUCACGCGGAUGGAAAUUUCAGCUCCUUUGACACCCUACCGCGCAUGGCCCAGUUAUAUUGGAGUCAGGAUUGUUAG